AUGUCCGACCCAGCAGGCGAUGCUUCCAACUGGGAGCGGUCCGAUGCGCGAGCCCGGCCGGCGCCGACAGUCAACACGAUCCGCCGCAUCCGCCAGGCCUGCACGAAUUGUCGACAUCGCAAGACCAGAUGUUCCGGCGAGCGCCCCCGAUGCAUGAACUGCCGACGAGUCGAUCGCGUCUGUCACUACGAACCCUACUCGGCCACCAACCCCCCGAACGCAGCGUCCAGCAAUGGUUCCGUCAAGGGCAGAUCGCCGUCUGCUCCCUCUGCAACGUCGACUCUCUUCCCUCGCACCGGUCUGCUCAACAGGAUCAACACCAUCGAAUCGCAACUAGCCCAGCUGCACAGCCAGGGCUUGAUAGCAUCCUCCAGCUACCAGGAACUCUCGCCAGAGUUCACAGAGCCAUCACCGCCUCAGCAGCAAUUCCCACCUUCCGUCCCCGAAACAACAGAGCCCGUACCCGAUAUUUCGAAUGCAAUGUUUACCACCGCGCCGCCUCCCCCAGUCAUGGCUCACCUCAUCGACACUUAUUUCCUCCACGUUCACAACCAGCCAUACACAUAUUUUCACGAGCAAAGCUUUCGAGAGAGACUAAACUACGGCGUUGUACCCAAAUGUUUACUCUUCGCCAUUUUAGCAUCAGCCCUCAAGUUCUCAGAUUCAGACUACUUUGCAGGAUGUAGACGCGAAGCUACCGAAGCAUAUGCUAGAGAGGCGUGGCUGGCUCUCCUCAAUGACCACCUAACCGUCGAAAACAACCCUAGUUUACAGGUCGCACAAGCUAGUGGUCGUACUAGCUCAGGGUGGCUCAAGAUUGGCCUUGCUGUCCGCAUUGCCCAAGACUUACAGCUAAUGAAGGAACCUAAAAAUACAUUGAGCCCCAUCGAACAAGAGGAGCACCGCCGAGCCUUUUGGUCAAUAUAUCUGCUCGAUAAGCUAGUCUCAGUUGGUCAAAGCCGGCCGCCGGCUAUAUCUGAAGAGGACAUACACGUUCAGCUACCCGUAGACGAGGAGACAUUCAGAAGGGGCAUCUGGAAGAAAACACCGACGCUCCACCAGCUUAUCAACUGGAAGUCAGAGGGGGACGUUGCAGUCAACAGCACUUUCACUCAAACGAUACUCGCCGCCACAGCUCUUGGACGAUGCGUACGAUAUGUCCUACACGGGCGAGAAAUUGACGAGAUGCCGCCUUGGGAUCCCAGGUCCGACUUCACAUUACUAAAUACCUUCCUACUCCUCAUCGAUCAUCACCUCCAAGUAGAGACCAUCCCCAUCCCUCAGAUUGUGGAGCAGUAUCGCAAGCCCGACGGCACGUUGGAUUUCCAGUCUCUUGAACAUGUUGUGUUUGCUCGCAUCACUUUCCACACUGCCCACUGUCUGCUCAAUCAUCCAUUUCUUCUCCGAAUGAGACUCCAGAAAGGAAACUGCAAGGUGCCACCAAAAUUCUUGACCCGCUCAUUCGAAGUCAGCUGUGAUCAUGCUCGAGCAAUAUCUUCCGUGGUAGAAGACGCCAUCGCCUCUGGCUGCCACGUACAAUCCUCAUUUUAUGCAUACGCCUCCAUUCUUGCUGGUGGUAUUCUCUCCUUGGCUAUCCAUAUCGACCAGGAAAAGGGACAAGUCACGGACCCAGAACUACUAAGUCAUUACCAAAAAGCCAUUCACAUCUUGGAACGGGUGGGGAGAAGGUGGGAUCAUGCUUCGAAAAUGCAUCUUCAAUUAAUGCUCUUCGACGCCAACUAUCACUCCCUGUCUGCCCUUCUGGACUCGACAUCUCCGGAGGUUGAUCCAAAGCUGGAAGCUGCUUUAUGGCUGAUGGUCGAUUACGUGGCCAUGUCCGCACUCAACGAAAAUGCAUUGACACCGCCCCCUCUAUCGACCGAUACGUUUCUGAGCCCGCUCGAUUCUCAAAUGAAUAUUGAGAAUAACGAUGGGUUCACGGGCAUGCCGCCCGAUGCGAAUACUGAUCCGAACGUUGCGUUUCUUGGUAAUGGUAGCGUGCCACUAUGAAAAUGGCUUUUGAUUUGUCUUGAUAUAUGACAAAUGGUGAAAUGAUGUAAAACUCCUUUUGGAUUCAGCAGUAUGACUUAUGCACAUAUCAAUUUGGGAAAAUCGACAAUUAGGUAGUUUCGCAUGUUUGGCGCCUCUUCGGAUCAGAAUUUUAUGAUAUUAAUGCAGCAGUGCUUCUAUUAGCGCUCGUUCAUUGCG
This is a messenger RNA of Trichoderma virens Gv29-8, 2208 nucleotides long. RefSeq lists its product as uncharacterized. Gene Ontology annotation, molecular function: zinc ion binding; DNA binding; DNA-binding transcription factor activity, RNA polymerase II-specific. The record is from RefSeq and is a predicted model, not a curated record. Gene Ontology annotation, cellular component: nucleus. The transcript is spliced from 7 exons. Lineage: Eukaryota; Fungi; Ascomycota; Sordariomycetes; Hypocreales; Hypocreaceae. The coding region runs from base 1 to 2010 and encodes 669 amino acids. Gene Ontology annotation, biological process: DNA-templated transcription; regulation of DNA-templated transcription.